AUGUUUGACCUCUUUGGCUGUUGUCCCUGGCAGGAGGAGGAUCACCAUGGUCAUGUGAAUGGCUCAGACCGAGGUCGUCCGCGAGCCAAAAUCGAAGAUCGACGACUGCAAGGGAUCGAAGUCAAUGUGCAGGAUGGCUGGGAGUUCCCAAUAGGUACCAGACUCGGCUUCCAGAGUUUGAUCGGCGUGGAUGGCUUUGGUAGCGGCAACCUCGCGGCCAUCGGCAUCUCGGUGCUGGCGGGUUACAAGUACAGCUCCGUGCAGAUCAGCAUGCCUAUUGAUUAUUCAUUUUCAAUUGACCAUCAGGAAGCCAUCGUGAAAUUGGUGUAUUCCGAUGCAACUCGCGAUGCCUGCGAACGUGCAGACUACAAUGUCCCGAUGGCUUUGACCCAAAAUAGUUCCACUGCUUCGACGCUGGGGCUUUCACCGUUGGCUUCUGGAAAUGUGCUGAAGAUGCCAGAGGGUGGCAGCAACGCUUUGUUUCGAGUGGUUCAGUGGCCUCAUCUAACCUUUAUGCAUGGUGGCUCAUAUGAGCUUUGCUACUCUCCCGACGGGAGCUUUUUUGGAGAUGAGUGGAAAAAUAACAUCGUCCCGGUGACAAUCACUGUGGUGGGCGUUGCUUCCAACUGCCUUUCCAAUGGCUGUUUGGCCAAUGAACGGUGGGAUUGCUAUAUGGCCUAUGCAGGCGAAGGCAUCGGCAGCUGCCGCAUCGAUUUCCGGCUCUACGGCGGUGGCCGCGAUGGCUGGACGGUGCAAUUGGCGGGCACCAGCCGUGUGUCCUGGUCCCAGGCCUGGGGUGAGGACACCUUUCUGGACGGGAACUUUAUCGCGGCUCCCAGACAGGAGUGCUCCAACGUCAUCACAGGCAGCAACAUCGCACCAGAAACGGCCAAUUUCGAGGACUUCUUGUGGACUCCCCUCACUGGGAGCGGCUUGGAUGCCGACGCGUCCUUGGCAGCGUCCUUGCCCAGGGUGCGUUCCAAUGCCACUCGGUCCUUCACCUUGACUGCGUGCUAUUGUCCGAACUACGACGGGCCGCAGGACACCACUCUCUUUGCAUGUGAUCAUCCAAGUGAGUUUAUCCAGCCCAUUGGCAUCGUCUACUACUGGAUGAUCCGGAUUUGCGACGUGGACACCUAUGCCUCGUGUGGUGCAGAGGGGAAUGCCCCCUUCAUGAGGGUUUUACCUCAGCAGCCGUUUGUGCUACGUGUUGAAUGCCCACCAGGGGGUACAUCUUGCGCGCCAACUCUGGACAAUCGAGUGAAGUUUCUACCAGGCAUUCCACCACCAGGCCCCGAUGGAACGAUCUUCAUUGAGGUGCCCGAACGUGCUAUCUGGGAACCUCAGAGUCGAUGUAAGAUCGAAACCAGCAUGACCAACGACAUCGGUUGGGAGCCCCCCUUGGAGUACGAUGAGUUCGGAAUUCUGGUGAAUGGUUUAGCUCACCUGAUUGGUGGUGAUCGUCGAGAUUACAAGUUCUGGGCAAAUCCUGGUCUGCUUGGGCUCAUGCCGAUGGAGAGCAAGGUUGAGGUCUGCUACUGUGAGAGUUCUUGCGACAACAGCUUCAACUACUUCAAGGUGGGCGAGAUCACGUCCGCGGACUCCGCGGGCAUCGCACGAUGGACCAAGGUCCCCAAUCUGGGAGGUUUGAUCCAGGAGAUUGAAUCACUGCAGUAUGUUACGAAACCUGGGGCCUUGACGCUCUAUGCCGGCAUCCGCUCCACCUUGUCGGAGGGAAUGCAUCCGUAUGAUAGCAUCCCUUGGCGAAAGAAGACGACCCUGAAGCUGGUGCCCUUUGACAACUUGGCCAACUAUCCCUGGGGUGCCGAGGCGAACGUACCGAAGGUGACUUUGGAGAAAUACCUUGAACUGGACAAAUACAACACGGAGGACGCGCGCUUGAUGCUGAACGAGGCACUGGGAAUGAAGAAUGAGGCUUGUGCCAACGGCACUUUCAACGAAGACUACUACAAUGGACCGAGUUCUGCUGAACUCGCUCGAGAGUAUUUAGCCUGGGUGGGCCCAGCAGCCAACCAAUAUUUGCCCUUCUCUGGCAUCGAGAACGAUCAAAGCUUCAAUACAUGGAAGGCUGGGAUCUUCCUGGUCUGCUACUGUGCCACCUUGGACGCAGAGGAUCUCUGCGCCAGCCCCAACUACUACAUCAGUGCUGCCAGGUUGAUGUUUAAAGGGCCGCUGACCGAAGCUUUGGCGGCAGACAUUCAGCUGAACUUGCCAACCAAUUUCGUGGUGCGCAUUGAUUUGGAAGGUUGGGGCUUCUCGGAGACCGAUUCCAUCCGUCUCAUCAGUAUGACGCAGACGUGCCGAGAGAAUGCCAACGAUCCCCGCGGCGUGGAUGUCUACCGUUUGGGGUGUCCCGGGUUGAACAGCUCCAGUUGCCGACGUCCCAGCGAGAAGGAAGACAUUUCGGUGUUGGUCAUUUCGGCUGAUAUGACCGGCCUCUUCAUCACUGAUAUCUCCAUCGGCGACACGCAGUCUGUUUUAACUUUCUCUGGGGAUAUCACCACAGAACUGCUGGAUGGCGAUGCCAUCACACUGGACGAAUCCUCAAUCCUCUUGAACAGCAGGAAUUCCAGUCAGUGGACCAUCUCCGAACAGCACGUGGUCUCCCAACUCAGUGGCUUCUACGGAUAUGCAGAUGAACCUGAUGUGAAGCGGAUGCUGUGGAACCACGUAUCCUAUGUGUACCAUGUGGACGGUGAACUGGUGAGCACCCUCAUGACAAACCAGUUGUCCAUCCCUGUGGGAUGGCCCGAGGGGUCACGACCCAGCUUCACCUUCAUUGAUGGCAAAGGUCGUUGGCAUCGACGAAAUCGCCUGCAGACUAAGGAGGAGAUCAAGGUGGAUUCGGCGGCCACGGUGAAGAUCUGCUGGGGCGCGAAUGAUGGUGGCCGACAGCAGUACUACGGCGAAGCGGGCGUUUUAGAGUUCUCUGCUCCAGUCUUCAUGGCAGACGCUGGGGUCUACACAACGACUCGUGUGCAAGGAGGAAUUGGCAUGGCAGUGUUGUCCUUCUCCCCUUCCAGGGGCACCACAUUGUACAAGGCCUACCGAACACCUGUAGUGGUGCGGCUUUUGUUCAAGGAGGUGGACUUUAUGUUGGAACCGCUGCUGGCGGGCGAUCCAGAGGUGACUGCUCUCACGGCCCUACCGACGGAGGAUCAGGUUGCCAUGGAGAAUGCCACGCAAACCAUUUGCGGCAAACUCUUCAUGGAGAUGUGGACCAAUGAUGAUGCCGGCUUCCCCUUCCCGCGUGGCUGCUACUACGGACCACUCUACACUGAUGUGGAGUCUGAGACUGAAGCUGCACGACCCUCCUAUCGUGAAUACUUCAUCAUUUUCGAACCCCAGGCGGGGUUGAAGGACACCUGUCGCUUGACGGAUGUCGGUGGCACCACGCGGGACGGUCCCUGCGUCUACCAGUUGGCUCUCAACGUUCGGGUUGGGGAAAUUAACAUGGUGAACCCACGCGAAGUCGUUGGCAUCUACACCCAGUGCGCUGGGAAGUCUGGCUAUGCCACGGUCUGUGGUCCACGCUACAGCGUCCUGGAGUAUGGUCCUGCCUACGCUGUGGAUUCCACCCUGGUACCAGAGGUGAACCUCACUGAAUUUGAGAGGAUCGAACUGCUGCCUUUAGAUGUGGCGCGAUCUCUGACUCCCCAGGGCCUUCGGAGUGACAAGGCGUUGGAGCUCGUCCCCAACACGGUCAAUGAAGGGGCGUUACCUGGAGAGGCGGCGAGCGGUCGAGCGGAGUUCAUCCAGUUUGGUCUCCGAGCCUGGCCCAAGGAUCCGCCGCCUGGCCUGGGGUUUAGUCAUCCCCUUCUGAAUGGCCCAACUCUUCAGAUUCAGGUAUUGGCCCGUAGAGCGGUCUGGUUUCUCGAUGGCGAAGCAGAUCUGCAGGGUGAAGCAAACCAACUUGGGGGCAGUCAACUUAGCAUCUACUUCCAGCCGUUCACCCUUUGGAGCUUGUCAGACAACAACUACUGCCUUGCGAUUUGCGUGGCUCCCAAUGGACUUUCCUGCAAUGACGGACGGGGAGGUGAGUUUGCGGACUGUGCUGUCAAUCCCUUCGUCCGAACGCCCUUUGGCAACGUGAUGCCCAUGCAAAGGAACACCUUACAGUUGACCUAUCCGGCACGCAUGGACGAGAUCCCAGUGGAACGUUUUGGUGAAGCCCAUCUGUUGGAGGUGUCAGAGCUGAAGCUGCCGCAGGAGGGCUUCUUCACCCUCAGGAUGAUGGCACAAUACCUGGACAGCCAGGGGCAGAAUCCCACGGUGACAUCGGUGUCUCCUCCCAUGCGGCGCAUUCCGUUGCCUGGGACCACCACGGGACGCAUCGUGAUGGAUGGACAGACGGGCAACGGGCCCAGGCCCUUCAUCUUUGAGCGCGAGAAUGUGCUGAUCAUUCGCAUCCGCAUUGGCGUAACCUUGCGGAGUCCCGAGAUUGAGACAGAGGUGCAGGACAAUGAGACAGAGGGCGCAGAGGCUAUGAAGUUCCUGGGACCGACGUUGCUUCGUCCCAUGGUGCAGAUCUUUCUGCCGCCCGACUACUCCUGCAGCGUCCUGGGCAACGGCACGGCAGAUCCCGGUAAUGAGUCGGACCUCUUCGUCAGAGACUUGAAUGGUGAUGGAUAUGUGGAUAAUCCUAUGGGCACUGUUCUUUCAGGACUUUGGUCUCAUGAUGGGCCCAUUUGCACAUACACCUUGCAGACCUCAGCCAGCGUCUUUGCCCAGCAGAUCUUCUACGUCCGGCUUUCGGUGAACAAUCCACGUCAGGCGUUGCUGCGUACGGAUCCAAGCAACGUUUGGCGCAUCCGAGUGGCAGGUGUGAACAGCACGGAGCUUGGAGAGUUGGUGAACUUCAUCUCCUUGGAAGAGGAGCCCAAUUUGCCGGGAUGGGCUGGAAAUCUGGCUGUGUUGACGCCAUUGGAGGGCGAAUCGCUGCAACCGUCCAACCUCUCCGCGGGAGCCACGAAUUAUCUCAACGUCUUCUUCCAGGUCAUCCACGCGAUGCCGGAGUUCUCCUACAUCUUGCUGGAUUCCCCGGAUGGUUUCGACUUCACGGACAACUGCAGCGUUGGGGCGUUGGAGGACUUCUACUACCACGACUGGGAAGGACUUCCAUGGGGUGAGACGGUGAGCGGCCCGAGGGCACUGACCAGCUCGCUGGGGAACGAUGUGAAUUGCACCACUGACAACUGGAAACGGAGCGUUUUGUCACCUCCGCCAACUCAAGACUUCACCCGAGCGAAGGUAAGGGUUGGCCGCGCCAUGCUGGCCAAUAAGUACUAUGCCUUUCGAAUCCGCAUCCGAAAUGCCUUAACAUGGGACGCUGCUCACCACGAUGAUUGGCGACUUUGGGUCCAAAGCCCUGAAGGAUAUACCGUUGAUGGCUCGAAGUACACCAUCCAAUUCAACGCUCGGCGCAUCGAUACCUUGCCGGUGAACUACUGGGACAGAAGUUGGGGAAUCUACCAGGAUUGGCUGCGAUUGCCAUUGACCUUGAACUUUGGAGAGGCAUCCCUACUGCCAAGUUCCGUCUUCGACAUGAGCACGGUCCUGACGAUUUUCCCGCUCACGCCCAGCGCCGACGGGUCUUUGAUCAACAUGAGAGUUUUGGCGCCCGUGGGAUAUGUUUGGGUUCCACAUGAAGCUGGUGGAUGGCUGGGGGAGGUCCCGGGCCAAAGCUGCGAGUUUUGCCAACUGAUCGUCGUCCCGGAGGUGCAGCAGCAAAAUGAGUUGAUCCUACCGAACUUGGUGAUGCGCAUGGGCGAACGCUAUGGCUUCCAGGUGCGCGUGCGAAUUCCUGAGCGGCCACCCACGCGCUCCACCAACAGCUUCUACUUGGAGAUGGGAUUUGAUCCAGGAAUCUUCAACUUGGAUCGUAUGCAGGCCGUAGGUCUUCCGGCACCACCUCUACGUGUGAUCUCUCAAGCCAAGAUCGAUUCAUUGUGCAACCUCGCUGGCUUCACAGAGAACGUCAUGGAGUUCCACGUGCACAUCGCAUCAGCACUGGAGGUGAAUGCUGGCUUCUUCUUCGGGGGCUCGGAACUAACACGUGGCACCCUGCUGCGCUGCUGGCCAGAGACCCUCACGGAGGCCAAGCUCAACUCUGACAACGGCUACUGCGAGGUUGGAGAAAAUGUGGUGACGGGCUUGCCUGAACUGAAGAUGUAUGUGCUUCGCGGAACAUUUCCAUCAGGUCUUCACAUCUUCCGCUUCCGUCGCGUUCGGAAUCCGCUGCAGCCCACUGAUGCCAUGGGACAUUUCAGUUUUGGAACCUACACAGACCUGCAUCAAUAUCCCAAGCACAAAGUCUUGGACAAAAGCAAGGAGAUACCUGUGCCGCGUGUUCUUCAGCUGCUGCCUCUCACGGGUUUGGUGCAAGCUCCGGACUACGAACGUCCCAGCUAUGGGCGAAACGAUGCGCCAUUGCGGCUGAAUUUGAUGACUUUCUACUUCCAGGUGGGACCACACCCUGAACAGCCAGACAGUGUCCCCUACCUCUACAUCUCCAUCCGCGGUCCUGCGGGAUUCUACUUUGAGGAGGAUUGCAUGGAGAAUAUGCAGGUCUUGAACUCGAGUCUGGAGACUUCGCAGUUUCCUUGCAGCACUUCCAAUCCUCAGGCAUGGUGCCCUGGCGUCAUCACAUCUUGGCCACAGAAUUUGGAACCUGAGGAGUGCUUGGGCAUCGGCCAUUCGGCACGGGUCUCGGUGCCCAACCCUCUGGCGCGCAUCUGGCCGAAUGGUGUGAUGCCUAAUUUCCUGGACAACAACAUGUAUGCCUUCAAGAUCCAAGUCCGGAACCCAGAGCUGCAGAUUGAAGACGGGAGUCAAUGGGCGUUGGAUUUCGUGGACUUCGGAGGGCGACCCUUCAAGUCUCUGUUGGUCAGGACCUUUGGUGCAGAGGAGACGCAAUUGCUCCUGGCCUCGCCGUUGAUCAUACAGCCCUUUCUGCAAACGACGGAUCAGCAGUACAUGACCUUCCGUUUAGACUUCAUGCCCUACACCACCAUCCCUUCGCCCCGUAUGGGCUCCACGACCGACACGGUGAAGCGGCGCCUGCAACAAGCUUUGGCGCCACUGGCGCCGGAUGCGGAGGAGGGAAGCUUGGUGCUCAUUACCCCUGCCGGCUUUGGCUUCCGUGUGGGUGAUUUUGAAGGAUGCCUAGAAAGCACAUUGGAACGGAAGGACCGGCUGUUGUGGGACGAUGAAUUCUUCCCAUCCACUGAAGCGACCUGCACGGUCACGGGGACGAACUUCAAUGUCCUGACGUAUACGCUGAUCAAUCAGAAGGCAUUGCUUCAGAGGGUCACCUACUCCAUUUUCUCCAGCGUGAAAAAUCCGGACGUGCCCUCCUGGCCUUCUUCUGAUGAAUGGUUGCUGGAGUCCUUCAAAAAAUUCAUUGCCACAGAACAAACCAUCAGAUUGGAUAGCUAUUUGGUGCCGGGGAUUCCGAUGAUUACUCCAUCCAAAUACUUUGAUGUGACCAACAUCGCCCUAGAGUACACUGCUGGCGUACUGGUGCCCGAGAUGAAUGUGAGCUUCCGCCUCCGGGCGCCACUGCGAAAUGGAGAUCAGAUUCGAUUGGUGGCACCACCAGGCUUCAGCUUGGGAACCAAUGGAGAGUGCCAGAACUUCGAUUGGUCCGGCACCUAUCGGCCCUUGGUGUAUUCCCCGCCACCCCUGUGCAACUGCAGUAACACCAGUUCCACGGCUCAACUCUGCACGUUGGUGCUGAUGGUCUCUGAAAGCAAUGUCUGGAGAGCGGAGGUGGUAGCAUCGGAAAUUCCCAUGUCCUUCAAGAUGAGUGUCAUCAAUCCGCUGUUACUGCCAGCUGUGGUAGAGAACUUUUGGCGCAUGGAAUUCUGGGCGAACCAAGUCCUGUACAGCGGCAGCGUGGUGUCAAGCUGGCCAGUCUAUGGCCUCUUUCAGAAUCUGAGCAUUGCUCUGGUGGGCACCGAGCAACGGGCUGGAGCUAUGAGCGAUUUGCUCUUUGACUUCACUCCGAGUGUGUUUGGCACCACUUUGGACAUUCGGAUUCACGAACCCCUGGGCUUUGACUUCCAGGUGGCUCGUGUGAAUGCUCCCUGGGUGCGGAGCGACCUGACCUCCGGGAAUCGUUUGCUUUUGAUCGGCGGUCGACUCAUCCCGGGCGAAGCCAUACAGGUGACGUUAUCCUUAGUUCGUUUGGGUGAAGGUGGCGGCCCCACGAGGAUCAGUCUGAGUGCCUAUGCGGAUGCCUCCAUGAGCCAAGAAACGGCCAGGAGAAUCAACUUUCUUCAGGGAUUCCGUUUGCCGGGCGCUGCAAUGGCAAACAACCUGCAGCUGUGGAGCGAACGCGUGGUGGAACAUUGGAUGGGCGUACAACUCGACUCCGUGAGCCCGUUGCUGCCAUGCCAUACCAACACGUUGGCAAGAUUCGAGAUCUUUGUGAAGGUCACAAGGUUCAUUCUGGAAGGCGAUGCCAUCAUCUUCACGAACAGUGUGCCGUUUGGCAUGGCCCCGUGGGAGCCCUCCACGGAAGCGGGCUACGAGCCGGAGAUGGUGAUGUGCUUGGGAAAUCACGGAGGAGUGGCGGAGAAUGGGACAAGGCUCUGCAGUGGAGAUUUGCAACCCGUGAACGUCACCAGCCUGUCGGUGAUUCGAAACAGCGUGGGCAUUGGCAUCGGUGUGCAGUUGGUGCUGGGUUCCAUGAGACCGGAGUUCGUGCUGUCGCAGGAGAGCUUGCUUCAAGUCUCAGGAGCUCUACAGCUCGAAGGCGACUUGGGCUCGCGGGAUUUGGCGAUGGAAGCAAACCGAGACUACCGAUUGCGACUUUGGCUUCGUGCCUCUCCGGCUCCAACGCUGUGGACGAUUCGCACCGAGGAUGUCCGUGGUUUCCUGUCCAACACCAACGAUGGGCUCUUGCCGGGCGUGCUGGCAGUGCCCGAGAUGAGCAUCACCGUGACAGCGUUGCUCACACGAAGCCCACCAGAGUCGGCGGUCUGGGUGCGGAUUCACAUCCUGACAGGGCAGGAACAGUCGCAGUUCAGCCGCCUUCAGCUGCUGAUGCCCUUCGGCUUCUCUCCAGUGGGUGCAGAAGCUCAAGCUGGAAAACGUCUGAUCGUUGAGCUCUCCCUGGAACAAGGACAAGGCAUCCUGGAUUCUGUCACUGGCAUGACCUUUGAUUUGCGGAUCCAAACCCCUGCAGCGAACGUGAUGGAUGCUCGAUGGUUCGUACUGGCCAAGCAGGUAAUCCAAGACGAUGUCACUGGGCAGAUCGAGGAACCGGUGAACGGCUGGGCCAUGGUGGAUGGCUUUGGUGUGUCGCCCUGCCCGGUGACGCUGAUGUAUGGAUCUAUUGCCGAGGCCACAGGUUGGCUUGCGAUGUCCUUCUACGUACCCAGAUCUGUCCAAGGACGCUUCGUGUUGAUCACAGCACCGCAAGACUUUGAAGUCAAGUGCCCGCAGGCGGAGGAAACUGGGUUGGUCUUGGAAUGCCAGGAUUUUCGCCCCAGCGCUGAGACCCCACUGAUGUUGCAGUCGCUCCAGCGAACGGUGAACGUCACCUUGCAGGGAGGAACAGAGGAGGGGGACAACAUGCUUUACAUGUUUUUACUGAAUGUCCUCACUCCUGCCCAAGAACCACUCUAUGAUCCAUGGCAGCUACGAGUGCUGGACACGGCUUUCUACGUGGUCGAUGCAGCCUUGAACAUUCCACAGCCAGGUUUCGUCCCUGACUUGGAAAUGGGAAAUCCAUCGCUGAGUUGGUUGGAACCACCACAGAUGGGGGAGGUCUCCAACGUCCAGAUCGAGGUGUCGUUCCUUCGCCGUGUGAAAGAUGUGAAGGCCGUCUUGGUAUCGCUACCAGAGAAGUACCGUCACGAUAUCCAGCACAAGAACCAGCUGCGAAAUGUGAACAAGCUGUUCCCGCUGACCAUCGAUGAGGAGUGGCGAAUCUUUGAUAAUUUGAGGCACAUCAAGGUUCUAGUGGAGGUGACCGAAAGCAAUCAGGCUCAGAUCAUCACCUCAGGUACCUACCAAUGGCAAUUCCCUGUGAUGGUCCCGCUGAUCGAACCUUUCGCCUCUGAAUGGUAUGUAAGCCUAUGCUCGGAUCCUGCUUGUAACAUGGUGGGCCAGGGUGGCAUCUUGGCCUCCUUCCCGGUCUUGAAUAACGAGCCACAGCUGCCGGCCAAGACCUUUCAGGUGGUGGCGCAAACCGGUGAUGCGAAUCAGUUAACACCAAAGCUGGCAUUGUUGGCGCUUGCACUGGCGAGUUGGAGCGCGUGA
This is a messenger RNA of Cladocopium goreaui, 10290 nucleotides long. The record is from the annotation of a GenBank genome assembly. Lineage: Eukaryota; Dinophyceae; Suessiales; Symbiodiniaceae.